CACCUUCUUCAUCCUCUGUGAGGACCCCCAGCCCUUCUCCAUCCUCUGUGAUGACCCCCAGCCCUUCUUCAUCCUCUGUGAGGACCCCCAGCCCUUCUCCAUCCUCUGUCAGGACACCAUCUAUGGCCUCUGUGAGGACCCCCAGCCCUUCUCCAUCUUCUGUGAGGACCCCCAGCCCUUCUCCAUCCUCUGUGAGGACCACCACCCAUUCUCCAUCCUCUGUGAGGACCCCCAGCCCUUCUCCAUCCUCUGUGAGGACCACCACCCAUUCUCCAUCCUCUGUGAGGACCCCCAGCCCUUCUCCAUCCUCUGUGAGGACACCAACUAUGGCUUCUGUGAGGACCCCCAGCCCGUCCCCAUCCUCAUUGCAGACCCACAUUCCUACUCCAUUCUCUGAGGAGCCUGGAGGAGUCCAGCCAGCCCCUGCCGAGGCCUCAGCUUCAUUCUGGCUGCCAGGUGAAUUAGGCAAGACCAUCCCUGCGCAGGACCAGAGGUGGAUUGCCAACACCUUAUUUCACUCUGGCAAGCUGCGGCCAGAUUUGAAGCUAUGGUAUGAGCCUCCCGUCCCGGCCCUCAUUUACCACCAGACACCAACACCUGACCGGUUCUUCACCCAUCGGCUGAUGGUGUGGAUGCCCUACCACCUGUGGAAGGUGAGAGUUUUCUGUCCAGCUUGUGGCAAGAACCUCACAGACUAUGGUGUCCACAAGAGGGCCAGGAAAGUCCUGGACAUUGACAGGUACUACCUGAUGGUAACAGAGACACUCAGGUGCACUGUGUGUUCUCUGAACUAUCUGUCAACAAGCCAGACUGUCCGGGACCAGCUUAACCUGUUGCACCAGAAAAUGUUCUGGCUGAUCCUGACCCGCAAGUGAGUAAAGUAGUCCAAAGAUGGUUAUUGUGAAGACUUAAACCACUAAAAUGACCCCCCCAAUGAACAUGUAAAUAAUCACAGCAACAAUGUGCAUUUCAGGUAUGUCUGUGACAUCCGUGUCAUUAGGCUGCUUCGGGACCGGACGCUGGGCAACAGUCCAGCUCGAUUGGUGCGGCAGUUGAAAGAGAACCAUGGGGAGGAAUGGCUGAAUCGG
Messenger RNA from Onychostoma macrolepis, 1088 nucleotides. RefSeq names its product skin secretory protein xP2-like. Bases 51 to 875 code for a protein of 274 amino acids. Lineage: Eukaryota; Metazoa; Chordata; Actinopteri; Cypriniformes; Cyprinidae. The record is from RefSeq and is a predicted model, not a curated record. The transcript is spliced from 2 exons.